Molecule: messenger RNA, 1855 nt
Organism: Nycticebus coucang (slow loris)
Lineage: Eukaryota; Metazoa; Chordata; Mammalia; Primates; Lorisidae
Product: protein FAM83F-like
Exons: 5
Coding region: 72-1595 (507 amino acids)
Source: RefSeq, a predicted model, not a curated record
CCCCGCCCCUCGGCGGCUCCAGGUACAGCGGGGGGACCUCCCGGCCGCGGCAGGUCCCGGGCUGGGGCGCCAUGGCCGAGUCCCAGCUGAGCUGCCUGGACGAGGCGCACGUGAACGAGAGGGUGACCGAGGUGCAGGCCGCCUUCUACUACUGCGAGCGGCGGCGGGCCGCGCUGGAGGCGCUGCUGGGCGGCGGCGAGCAGGCCUACCGCGAGCGGGUCAAGAAGGAGCGGCUGCGGGACUUCCUCUCCAGCCAGGAGCGCCAGGCCCUUCUUGCCGCUUGGAGCCCCUACGAGGACGCCGCCCCCGCCGCCGCCGCCGCCGCCCGGGGCAAGAACAAGGCCAAGGCCAAGGCCCCUACGCAGGCCCCAGAGGAGCCCGGAGAGUCUCUGGCCUACUGGCCUGACCGUUCUGACACCGAGGUCCCCCCACUGGACCUGGGCUGGACGGACACCGGUUUCUACCGCGGCGUGAGCCGUAUCACUCUCUUCACUCACCCUCCCAAAGAGGAGAAGGCGCCGCACCUCAAGCAGGUGGUCAGGGAGAUGAUCCAACAGGCCCAGAAGGUUAUUGCUGUAGUCAUGGACCUCUUCACUGAUGGUGAUAUCUUCCAAGACAUUGUGGAUGCCUCCUCUAAGCGCCGGGUCCCAGUAUAUAUCAUCCUGGACGAGGCAGGAGUGAAGUAUUUCCUGGAGAUGUGUCAAGGCCUGCAACUCACUGACUUCCGUAUUCGGAACAUCCGUGUCCGCUCCGUGACAGGCAUCGGCUUCUACAUGCCCAUGGGAAAAGUCAAGGGGACCCUGUCAUCAAGGUUCCUGAUGGUGGAUGGUGACAAAGUAGCCACUGGAUCUUACAGGUUCACCUGGAGUUCCUCCUCCGUGGAUAGGAACCUCCUCCUCCUCCUGACAGGGCAGCACGUGGAGCCCUUCGAUGUAGAGUUCCGGGAGCUGUACGCCAUCUCUGAGGAGGUGGACCUGUACCGGCACCUGGGCCUGGCGGGCAGACUGGGCCUCAACUACUCCUCCACUGUGGCUCGCAAGCUUAUCAACCCCAAGUAUGCCUUGGUGUCCGGCAGCCGCCACCCACCGGGCGAGAUGAUGCGCUGGGCCGCCCGGCAACAGCGGGAAGCCAGCAGCAACCCAGAGCGGCAGGAGGAGGGUGGAGGCGGUGGUGAGUCGGCCCGGCGCCUGGAGAGCUUCCUGGAUGACCUGGUUACUAUAGAGCAGGUGCUGCCCCCCGUGGAUCCCCUCCCCACAGGAGAGCUGAGCCGGAAGGAUGGCAGGGUGGUCUCUCGUAUGCACAUAGACCUGAAACCCAAAUCCCAGGAGGCAACUACCCGAAAUGGCAUGGGAGAAGCUGCCAAUGGAGAGGCCGCCCCAGCCAAGGAAGUUAAGCGCUGCUUCGGCAGCAGGUUCUUCAGCCGACGGGCCAAGAGGCCCGCAGCAUCCAACGGCAUGGCCGCCUCCCUCUCCACAGAGAACUUCGCCGAAGUGCCGUUUCUGAUGGGGAAGAGGCCCAAUGAGAGUUCCAGCACCGACAUCCCAGGUAAAACAAGUCAAAGUGCCACCAAGUCCAGCAACUGCGUGAUUUCCUGAGCCACAGGAUGUGGUGGGAAGCACCUGUGGAUGCCCACCUGUCGUGUCCUGGGCUGUGGAGAGCGCAUGUUGCAUGCUGUACAAGUUUGCACAUCAGACUCUGACUGGCCUCCUGCCCUGCAGCCUCUCUCCUGGCCUCCGGGACCUGAAUCCCAAAUAGGAGGGACCGAAGCAUCUCCAGACAAUCACACACCUCUACCAGACUGUUGGUGGCUGGGAAGGGGUCACUGCCACCUUGUUUACAUGAAGCAGAAGCCUGA